CGGAGAAGCGGAGCCAGCGGGCUGGACUGAGGAGAGACGCUGUGGGAUACACGGACACGACUUUUUAAAAAGUUGUGUGGAGCCAUGGAGCUGCGUGGAGUCAGCUUAUUCCUGUUUUUAUUUAUUAACCGAGUAUUUCUCAGCCUCCAGUCGAAAGAACAAGUAUUGCUGGAUAUGAGAGCUUCGGGAUCAGAGUUGGGAUGGUUGACAUCGCCAUAUGAGAACGGAUGGGAGAUUGUCCAAACAGUGGUGAAUGGCUCGCUUUUCUACACCUACAGUGUUUGCAGCAUAGAGGCUACAGAACAGGAUAACUGGCUGCGCACGACAUUUAUUCAGCGGCGCCCAGGGGCAAGCCGUGUCUCUGUGGAGCUAAGUUUUGUUGUGCGAGACUGCAACACUUUUGAUGGUGCGUCUGUUGCCUGCAAAGAAACCUUCAACCUUUUCAUCUCAGAGGCCGAUGCUGAUGUGGGAACGAACUUCCGUAAAGGGCAGUUCCGCAAAGUGGCCACCAUUGCUCCAGACGAGGUCACUCAGGGCCGUCUGCCAAAGGUGAACGUAGAAACGAAGCCAGUGGGGCCGCUGUCUAAGAAAGGCUUCUACCUGGCUUUUCAGGACGUGGGCGCUUGUGUGGCUCUGCUCUCUGUCAGAGUCUACUACAAGACAUGCCCAUCCACAGUCCAGAGCUUGGCGGCCUUCCCGGAGACAGUGGCAGAUGCUCUCAGGGAGGUUGAGGGAGCCUGCGUAGAGAAUGCCGUCAGCCAGGCCACCCCACGCAUCUACUGCACAGCUGAGGGUAAAUGGGUGGUUCCGAUGGUUCAGUGCCAAUGUCUGGCAGGCUAUGAAGCCACAGAAGACUCCUGCCAAGCAUGCAAACCAGGCUACUUCAAGCCAUCUGUAUCAAAUGAGUUAUGUCAGGUUUGUCCUGAUAACACCAAGCCCUCCGUUGCCGGAGCCAGUGAAUGUCUAUGUGAAGAAGGUUUCUUCCGGGCUCCUUCAGACCCUCCUACAUCAGCCUGCUCUGCUCCACCAGGUGCCCCUCGUGACCUUACCUCCAUCACUCUGCCAGGGGAGGGCAGGCUGCAGCUGUUCUGGAGCCCACCGCUGGUGACUGGGGGUCGCAGUGACCUCACGUACAGUGUGGUGUGCAAACACUGUGAUGGGGACUCUUGCAUCCCUUGCGGCGAGAGGAUCCGUUUUGAGACCGGACCUACGGACCUGCAGGACACCACGGUUGUUGUCAGUGACCUGGACUCUCAUCUCAACUACACGUUCACUGUAGAGACUCACAGUGGUGUGUCGCAGUUCAGUGCUGAGAGGCCCACUGCAACCAUCACCACUUCUCUGGACUACACAGAUCCCCCCAAGGUGACGGUGAUCCAUCUGGAUGAUCGCAGCCCCACCAGUCUGUCUCUGUCCUGGACUACGUCUCGUCGACCUCCAGCCCACAUCAAUCAUCGCUAUGAGCUUAUGUACCGCAGAAAAGAUGACAGUAGUGAGCGCGAUGUGACCACCUACAAAGUCCUAAUUUUGGACAAAAGCUUUGUCCAGAUUUAUGACCUCACCCCAGCCACUACUUACACGUUCAGGGUCCAGGCACUGAGCCCCGAAGGCAACCCUGGCAGCUACAGUGCCGAGCAUGAGUUUAAUACUUCUCCAUUAGCUGAGCCUCAGUUUGGGAACAAGCCCACCAUGGUGACGGUAGCGGUAUUCGGAGUAGCAGUUAUUCUGCUCGUUGUGGUGGCUGUUCUGCUGCUGCGUAAACGGAGACUGAGCGCUCGUGGCAGAGGACGAGGACCUGAGGAUCCCUACUUUUCAACAGAUCAGCUUAAACCUCUGAAGACAUACAUUGAUCCACACAUGUACGAAGACCCUAAUAUAGCCAUUCAGAAGUUUGUCACAGAAAUUGACCCUGGUGUGAUCUGCAAACAAAAAGUAAUUGGUGUAGGAGAGUUUGGGGAAGUGUUCCGGGGUGUAAUGAAAAAUCCCGGGAGAGGCGAGGUGCCUGUAGCAAUCAAGACUCUGAAGCCGGGCUACUCAGAGAAACAGAGGCAGGACUUCUUGAGUGAGGCCACCAUCAUGGGUCAGUUCUCGCACCCAAAUAUCAUCCGCCUGGAGGGAGUUGUCACCAAAUUUAAACAUGCCAUGAUAGUGACUGAAUACAUGGAAAACGGCGCUCUUGACACAUAUCUUAAGGGCCGUGAUGGAGAGAUUCCCCCAUACCAACUUGUGGGAAUGCUUCGUGGAAUAGCUGCUGGCAUGAAAUACCUCUGUGACAUGAACUACGUCCACCGUGAUCUGGCAGCAAGAAACGUUCUGGUCAACAGCAACCUGGAGUGUAAAGUCUCUGACUUUGGACUGUCGCGUAUACUGGAAGAUGAUGCUGAGGGCACUUACACAACCAGAGGAGGUAAAAUCCCCAUCCGCUGGACUGCGCCAGAGGCCAUCGCAUACAGGAAGUUCACCUCAGCCAGCGACGUGUGGAGCUUUGGUAUCGUCAUGUGGGAAGUCAUGGCAUUUGGAGAACGGCCAUACUGGGACAUGAGCAACCACGAGGUCAUGAAGGCUAUCAAUGAGAAUUUCAGGCUUCCUGCUCCAAUGGACUGCCCAUCCGCUAUCUACCAGCUCAUGCUCCAGUGCUGGCUGCACGAUCGCUCAAAACGACCUCGCUUCUCAGACAUCGUCAACAUUUUGGACAAACUUCUGAGAAGCCCGGAGUCUUUAAAAACCAUUGCGGACUUUGACCCACGCGUGUCCAUCCGGCUGCCCAGCACCAGCGGCGGUGACGGCACCAUGUUCAGGUCGGUGCCCGAGUGGCUGGAAUCCAUCAAAAUGAGCCAGUACAACGAAAGCUUCGCUCGCGCUGGGAUAACGACCAUGGAGCAGGUGCUCGCUUUGAGGCAUGAAGACAUCAGGAACAUCGGAGUGCGGUUGCCCGGUCACAUGAAAAGGAUAGCAUACAGCAUCCUGGGUCUGAAAGAUGAGACGAGCUCCCUCAGCGUGUUCGCCGUGUGAUCUAAGCAUUCCUUCAAAUCAAAGUGCACUGACCGACCAUGCCAUUUCACUCACGGAAGACGAGGACUGAAGUGUGUGUGUUGGGGGGGGUGGCUGAAACUGAACUACACUGCAGGGUGUUUUUAUUUUUCCCUGCAGCGCAGUGUGGCGUGACUGAAAAGCACCCUCAGGAAGGACUCAUUUAUGUACUUAAUGAAAGAGAAGUAAUUUAUCUUUAUAUGAAAGUGUUUAUUAUGUUGAACAUAAGCAAGUUAUGCGACGCAGUUAAAAAAAAAACAUAAAUGAGGGCGAAAUGUGAGAUAAUGUGAGAAUGCUCGUCCCUGCAUUUUCUGAAAGGCUGAAAUAUUUAAGGCUCUUUAUGAUUAAGAGCGACUUCUUCGAAGCACUCACCAUCCUGCCGGUGAGGAUCCUUAAAUCUUUUUGUUUUGUUUACUUCUUGUGAUCAGUGAGACUUUCUUUUAAAUCUGGAAUUGUUAUUCCACUCAGGGCAAAGAAUCACAUUCUUAUGUUUUUAAGUUAGUCUCUGUGUCACACCGUGCAUCUCUUCGUUCAUUUUGUUUACAGUACGUCUUAAUACAAAUGUUCAUUUUUAAAAUUUAUUAUUUAUUUUGUAUUUAUGUCAUUUGUUACAUG
Molecule: messenger RNA, 3645 nt
Organism: Archocentrus centrarchus (flier cichlid)
Lineage: Eukaryota; Metazoa; Chordata; Actinopteri; Cichliformes; Cichlidae
Gene: epha2a
Product: eph receptor A2 a
Exons: 17
Coding region: 85-3012 (975 amino acids)
Biological process (GO): ephrin receptor signaling pathway; protein phosphorylation; axon guidance
Cellular component (GO): plasma membrane; dendrite
Molecular function (GO): protein binding; ATP binding; transmembrane-ephrin receptor activity
Source: RefSeq, a predicted model, not a curated record